CUAUGGCUUCCGUACACAGCACCUUGAUGUCAGUCGUAUGCAACAACAACAAAACCCACUCCUCAUGGCCAAAACUCCCAAACUCCUCCUUAACACCUGGAUUCGAUGCGGUUGUUCAAUCCGCUGCAGUCCGAUUCAAGAAGGACGCAACAGCCACACGAGCCACGUUGACGUUUGAUCCCCCAACGACUAACUCAGAGAGAGCCAAGCAGAGGAAACACACCAUCGAUCCUUCUUCUCCUGAUUUUCAGCCAAUCCCAUCUUUUGAGGAAUGCUUUCCCAAAAGCACUAAAGAAAACAUGGAGGUUGUUCAUGAAGAAACUGGCCAUGUCCUUAAGGUUCCUUUUCGACGUGUGCAUUUAUCUGGUGGUGAGCCAGCUUUUGACAACUAUGACACUAGUGGCCCUCAAAAUGUUAACCCACACAUUGGGCUUGCUAAGCUAAGGAAGGAGUGGAUUGAUCGCAGAGAGAAGCUUGGAACACCAAGGUUCACUCAAAUGUAUUACGCUAAGCAAGGAAUCAUAACCGAGGAGAUGCUCUACUGUGCCACCAGGGAGAAGCUAGACCCUGAGUUCGUAAGAUCAGAAGUCGCGCGCGGGAGAGCGAUCAUCCCUUCCAACAAGAAGCAUCUGGAGCUGGAGCCGAUGAUCGUCGGAAGGAAGUUCUUGGUCAAGGUCAAUGCCAAUAUCGGAAACUCUGCUGUUGCGAGCUCCAUCGAAGAGGAAGUCUACAAGGUUCAGUGGGCAACAAUGUGGGGAGCUGAUACAAUCAUGGAUCUUUCUACUGGUCGUCACAUCCACGAGACACGAGAAUGGAUCCUGAGGAACUCUGCUGUUCCCGUUGGCACCGUCCCUAUCUAUCAAGCGCUCGAGAAAGUGGAUGGGAUCGCUGAGAAUCUUAGCUGGGAAGUGUUUAGAGAGACUCUCAUUGAGCAAGCUGAGCAAGGUGUGGACUAUUUCACGAUCCAUGCUGGAGUUUUGCUGCGUUACAUUCCUUUAACAGCUAAGAGAAUGACGGGGAUCGUUUCUCGUGGAGGAUCCAUUCAUGCUAAAUGGUGCUUGGCUUACCACAAGGAGAACUUUGCUUACGAGCAUUGGGAUGAUAUUCUUGACAUAUGUAACCAGUAUGAUGUGGCUCUCUCUAUUGGUGAUGGUCUCAGACCUGGCUCGAUCUAUGAUGCUAACGAUACUGCUCAGUUCGCAGAGCUUCUUACUCAAGGCGAGCUAACUCGCCGAGCAUGGGAGAAAGAUGUGCAGGUGAUGAAUGAAGGACCAGGGCAUGUCCCAAUGCACAAGAUCCCAGAGAACAUGCAGAAGCAGCUUGAAUGGUGUAACGAGGCACCGUUCUACACUCUUGGUCCUUUGACUACUGAUAUCGCUCCUGGAUAUGAUCACAUUACUUCCGCCAUUGGAGCUGCCAAUAUCGGAGCUUUAGGCACAGCUCUUCUUUGCUACGUGACACCGAAAGAGCACCUCGGGUUACCAAACAGGGACGAUGUGAAGGCCGGGGUUAUAGCUUACAAGAUCGCUGCUCAUGCGGCUGAUCUAGCUAAACAGCAUCCACAUGCUCAGGCGUGGGAUGAUGCGCUGAGCAAGGCGCGGUUUGAGUUCAGAUGGAUGGAUCAGUUUGCUCUGUCUUUGGACCCUAUGACUGCUAUGUCUUUCCAUGAUGAGACUCUCCCUGCUGAUGGAGCCAAGGUAGCUCACUUUUGCUCCAUGUGUGGACCGAAGUUCUGCUCUAUGAAGAUAACAGAAGACAUCCGAAAGUACGCAGAGGAGAAUGGUUAUGGCACUGCUGAAGAAGCCGUGAGAAGAGGAAUGGAGGCUAUGAGCGAAGAGUUCAAAGUCGCAAGGAAAACCAUUAGCGGAGAGCAGCACGGUGAAGUAGGCGGCGAAAUCUAUUUGCCAGAGAGCUAUGUCAAGUCUGCUCAGAAGGAAAGUGUUGAAGCAAGACCUCGCUUACCCAAGUCC
Molecule: messenger RNA, 1970 nt
Organism: Thlaspi arvense
Lineage: Eukaryota; Viridiplantae; Streptophyta; Magnoliopsida; Brassicales; Brassicaceae
Source: the annotation of a GenBank genome assembly